AUUACGUCCUCAUUAUGACGAAGGUAGAUUUCUUGAUUUCAAUGAUCUCAUCGGAACGAUGUUGCAUGAAUUAACGCAUAAUAAGCAUGGUCCACACGAUGCAGCAUUCUACAAACAACUUGAUGAACUACAUGACGAAUACGAUGAAUUACUCAUUAACGGCAAAUUAGGUGAAGGAUUUUAUGGAAAUGGCUAUAAGCUUGGCCAAGGAGUAUCACAUAAUGACACACCUGAAUUGGCCAGGCAAAAAGCAUUGAAGGCCGCAGAGUUGAGAAAAAUAAUGACACAUGGAGGAGUAAAAUUAGGAGGGGUUGGCUGGGAACAUCAUGGAGUUCCGAUGAGGGAACUAACAGCAAUUGCGGCUGAAAGGAGGAAAAAUGACAUGAUUUGGUGUGGUAGUGAACGAAUUGGUAAUA
This is a messenger RNA of Dentiscutata heterogama, 416 nucleotides long. The record is from the annotation of a GenBank genome assembly. NCBI's taxonomy places the organism in Eukaryota, Fungi, Glomeromycota, Glomeromycetes, Diversisporales, Gigasporaceae.